AUGGAAGUGGGUAGGUGUAGGCAUUUUGAAGGUGACGAGAAUUUAGAGAGAGGUUAUCAAUUCAUUGUGGUUAUGUGGUUUUGGGUGAGGAUAGAUGUGCUUGGCUGUUCGAGUGAUAGUGUGGAGGGGGAAGAGAUGAGGUUAUCGAUACAAAUGGAGUGGGUUUACGUGAUGGAGGUUAUCAACAAGGUGGUGGAUAUGAUCGAAAUAGAGGCUAUUGGCGAUGGUGAAAGUGAAGAGGUGGUUAGAAAGGUUUUAU
Dovyalis caffra is the source of this 259-nucleotide messenger RNA. Lineage: Eukaryota; Viridiplantae; Streptophyta; Magnoliopsida; Malpighiales; Salicaceae. The record is from the annotation of a GenBank genome assembly.